Molecule: messenger RNA, 2062 nt
Organism: Gambusia affinis (western mosquitofish)
Lineage: Eukaryota; Metazoa; Chordata; Actinopteri; Cyprinodontiformes; Poeciliidae
Gene: fblim1
Product: filamin binding LIM protein 1
Exons: 8
Coding region: 191-1363 (390 amino acids)
Biological process (GO): cell-cell adhesion
Cellular component (GO): focal adhesion; stress fiber
Molecular function (GO): filamin binding
Source: RefSeq, a predicted model, not a curated record
GAGGAGGAAAAAGGAGUGGCUUUCUGCAGAUAGGCGCCCCUCUCCACCGGAGUAAAGUCUUCUCUCACAGGCAGCUCAUGGAAGUGGAAAUAAAACAGAAACUCUGAUAUCCAGACCAAAGAAGAAGAUAAAGACGUGACUUCACGCCUCCUUUUGUACCAGUCAGGCUGUAUGAGGGUUUCACUCAACCAUGGCAUCAGCAGCUCCCCAGAAAAGGAUGGUCUCCUCCGUCUUCAUCACGCUGUCGUCCCCUCACCGAGCCACCGUGACGCAGCAGCAGCAGCAGCAACAGCAGCAACAGCAGCAGCAGCAGCAGCAGCCGGCCCUCCACACCCGCAGCGGCUCAGACAGGCAGCACGGCGCUGCAAGUGAUGACCUCUCCUCCCUCAGGCGGAGAGCAGAGGAGACGUCACCCACUAACACUGACAGAAACUGGACCGGUGCGGGGCCCCGGGGCAAAGCGUCUGGCCCACAGAGUCAACCCCGACCCGCCCCAACAGAACCCACCAAAGCCGAGGUGCAGGAGAAAAACAGGAACUCUUCAGAGCUUUUCCCUCCUCUUCCUCCUGACGUUCUACCUUCGUCGUACUCUAAAGAUGCAGCUCUUCCUCCUCCUCCUCCUCCUCCGUCCCUGAUCUCUCCCCUCCAUCCACACAGUCCUGAGCAGCUCCCAGUUUCCAACAAAGAGGUGAAAGCAUUUUCACCAACCAGAGGCUCAAAACACAACGAAGAAACUAACAUGAUUCACAGAAACAACCAGGACGUGACCACGGAGAGCAAAGAUUUGUGUGGCUUCUGUCGGAAACCCAUGGCCCUUUCUGAACCUGCGAUAGAAGCUCUGAACAGGAUUUACCACGAGGGCUGCUUCCAGUGCAGAUCCUGCCACGACCCCCUGGCUGGGAAGCAGUACUACAACAAGGCAGGAAUCCCUCUGUGUGAAGACUGCUAUCAGGCCAGUUUGGAUCUGUGCUGGACGUGCGGGGAGAUUAUCACCGACCAGAUAAUCCGUGCAAUAGAGCGAACGUACCAUCCCUCCUGUUUCACCUGCACAACAUGCAACCAGCAAAUUGGAGCACAAGCUUUUGCUCAGGGGGAGGUUGGUGAAGUUUACUGUCUGCAGGACUACUACAGGAAAUAUGCUCCGAUGUGUAGUGCCUGUGACCAGCUCAUCAUUCCUAAAGAAGAUGGUACUGAUAGCUACACUGUUGAGUGUCUGGGGCGCUCCUACCAUGAGAACUGCUACAGAUGCGAGGACUGUGGCAUCCAGCUCUCCCCUGAACCAAACGAACACGGCUGCUAUCCUUGGGAAGGGAAAAUGUUGUGCAAAGCCUGCCAUGUCAGCCUGGUUUCUGGGCAGCAGUAACACCACCUGUGCUCGCCGCAAGCAAGAGAAAACUGAGUGUUCAGCCCAACGACUCACAUGUGCCUUUACAGGAGAGCAUAUGUCACAAUGCUUUCUUUGAUAUCGCAUUUAAUUACUUUCCAAUAUGUCAGGCUUUCAGAGAAAUACAAAUCAACUUUUCUUUUAUACUUGAUCAUUUUGCACUUGAGAUGAAAAUGCGUUGUAUGCAACUGGCUUUGCAAAAACUAUUUGUAACAAACUAGUAGAAUCUGGAUUUUUUAGCUUUAUAUAUAUAUACAUAUAUAUAUAUAUAUAUAUAUAUAUAUAUAUAUAUAUAUAUAUAUAUAUAUAUAUAUAUAUAUAUAUAUAUUAAUCCUUUAUAGAAAACUAAAGUAACAUAAUAUAUAGCCUGUUAAAUUAGGUUCUAAGAUACAUGCAUGAAUUGGAAAUGUUGCACACUCAGUAUAUAAAUGUAUUUAGUUCAUAAUCAUAUAACAGGUUAAGACAAAGCACAGAUCAAAACGGCAGAUAAAGAGAAAGAAAGAUUCCUAAGUAAACAGGUCAGAGACGGCAUUAUUCAUCCUGAUUUGUCAAAUCUAUGUCAGCGUUUUUAAUAAAUUGGUUUUAUUUUUACAGUCUAUAUCUCAAAAUGGCUUCUGGAAUUACAGAUCUUUUGAAAUAUGUCAAAAAAAUAAAAAAAACAUCUUUUUCUAAGAAAAA